GGGGAAAACUACAAAUAGCUAGAGUAGCAAGUCUUACUAUCUUGCUAGGCAUCUUCAUAGAGCGGAGAACAUACCUUUUCAAAUCUACACAAGAAAGUACUUCAAACGGAAAAGGACGCGUUGACCUACAAGCGAAACCUCGGAACCUCGAACUUUUCUCUUCAAAAUGCCUAUGCUUGCCGACCCUUCCGCAAAGUACCGGCCGUACAAGCCGUUCCCGUUCCCUGGACGACAAUGGCCGACCCGGGUCCAGGAAAAGGCUCCCAUCUGGCUGUCAACUGAUCUGAGGGACGGGAACCAGAGUCUCGCCAACCCCAUGACCAACUCGCAAAAACUCCGAUUCUUCCGUCAACUAGUCAAACUCGGAUUCAAGGAGAUCGAGGUCUCAUACCCCGCUGCUUCGGAGACGGACUUUCAAUUCGUCCAAGACCUGAUCAACAAUGGCGAAAUCCCGGACGACGUCUGGAUCCAGGUCUUGACCCCCGCCAGGUCGGACCUCAUCAAGAGAACAUUUGAAGCUCUGAAGGGGUCCAAGAAUGCGAUCGUGCACAUGUACAAUGCGACGAGUUGUCUGUUCAGGGAGGUCGUGUUCAAUGCCGAUCAGGCAAAGACUGUUUCGCUGGCUACUCAGCACACUCAGCUCGUCAGAGAGCUCGCCGAACAAUACGCUGCCGAGCACGGUACCAACUUCCGAUUCGAAUACUCUCCCGAGACCUUUUCCCAGACCGAACCCGCAUUCGCCGUCGAGGUCUGUGAGGCUGUGAAAAAGACCUGGUUGGCUGGGACAAAGAGCGUGUUUGGCGAUGGGAGGAACGAGGAGAGGAUCAUCUUCAACCUGCCUGCUACGGUCGAGAUCGCGACCCCGAACUGUUUUGCCGAUCAGGUAGAGUACUUCUGCACCAACAUUACUCAGCGAGAGAAGUGCAUCAUCAGUCUGCACACGCAUAACGAUCGAGGAUGUGCCGUCGCUGCUGCCGAACUCGGUGUUCUCGCCGGAGCCGAUCGAAUCGAGGGGACCGUUCUCGGUAACGGUGAACGGACCGGAAACGUCGACCUCGUCACCUUGGCUCUCAACCUGUAUUCACAGGGUAUCGCACCAGAACUUGACUUUUCCGAUAUCUUUUCGGUCACCGAUACUGUGACCGAGUGCACCGGGCUGCCGGUCCACCCGAGACAUCCUUACGCCGGAGAACUCGUCUUUACCGCUUUCUCUGGGUCGCAUCAGGACGCCAUCAAGAAGGGGUUCGAGGCGUACCAGAAGCGGGUCACGCAGGGGGACGUUCGAUGGGAACUGCCUUACCUGCCCAUCGACCCGGCCGAUAUCGGAUGUACCUACGAGGCCGUCAUCCGGGUCAACUCGCAAUCCGGAAAGGGAGGCAUUGCCUACAUUGUCAAGCAGGCUCUCCACCUCGACCUGCCAAGACGUAUGCAGAUCUCGUUCUACCAGAUCAUUCAGGCCAUCUCGGAAGCUACCGGCAAAGAGCUCUCGGUCGAAAACAUUACCGGCGCUCUGCGUUCGACGUAUCACAUCGGUGGACCCGCUUACGAGGGACGUAUGGUCCUCCGCUCUUUCAACAUGACAAACACGCCCGGAACUCCCGGUAGCACUCCGGCCGAUGGCGAGUCGGGUGACCGACCGAGGUACAUGAAGGCCAAGGUCUCGGUCGACGGAAUCAUCCGUACGAUCGAGGGAGAAGGAAACGGUCCUCUCUCUUCCUUCCUCAACGCGCUUUACCGGGCUUUCGGUAUCGAGCUCUCUAUCCGAGAAUACACGGAACACGCCAUCGGUGGAGGAUCCAACGUGCAGGCUGCUUCGUACGUCGAGCUCAUUCCUCCUCAGGCGGACGAGAAGGACAAGACCAAGGGAGGAUUCUGGGGCAUCGGGGUGGACCCGGAUAUCACGGGGUCGGGUCUGCGGGCGGUACUCAGUGCGGCCAACAAUGCUUGGGCAGGCAAAGAGUUGAAGGGGCUGGAUAUCGUUCCUUCGGCUGCCAGGCUGAGUUAGGGCCGCGACUACCAACCAAAAGACGGAAAAGAAAGCUGCUCGCUAUCAAAAGGUUCUCUCUGCAUCCACUACGUUUCGUACAUCCCGUUCCCGUGCACGCCUUGGCUCUUGGCUGUGCACGGUGUGACACGCAAACAUCUACUUGUAUUCCAUUAGCUACCUACACAUAUCGAUAUGCCUGAACUCCGUGCAUGCAUCCGGACAACAUCGGUUCGGCCAAUCCUUGCUAGCACUUAGCAAUGAUUAUCAACCAACCAG
Molecule: messenger RNA, 2263 nt
Organism: Filobasidium floriforme
Lineage: Eukaryota; Fungi; Basidiomycota; Tremellomycetes; Filobasidiales; Filobasidiaceae
Exons: 8
Coding region: 167-2005 (612 amino acids)
Biological process (GO): L-leucine biosynthetic process
Cellular component (GO): mitochondrion
Molecular function (GO): 2-isopropylmalate synthase activity
Source: RefSeq, a predicted model, not a curated record